Cornus florida is the source of this 594-nucleotide messenger RNA. RefSeq lists its product as uncharacterized. Gene Ontology annotation, molecular function: RNA-DNA hybrid ribonuclease activity; nucleic acid binding. The record is from RefSeq and is a predicted model, not a curated record. The transcript has a single exon. NCBI's taxonomy places the organism in Eukaryota, Viridiplantae, Streptophyta, Magnoliopsida, Cornales, Cornaceae. Bases 1 to 594 code for a protein of 197 amino acids.
AUGGUGGAUCCUCAAACUCUGGUUGAAAAUGCUGUUUUUUACUAUCAAGAAUUUUCUGAUGUCCAGAGACAAAAUAAAUUGUUAUCCAUUGCUCCUCAUCAUGCUCCGCUUCAAAGUCCUCAGUGGAGUUUUCCUCCUAAUGAUUUUGUCAAAGUUAAUGUUGAUGCACCUUUCAGUUCUUCUUCAAAAUUAUGUGGGGGUGGCUAUGUUGCUAGAAAUCAUGAAGGGCGUGUUCUUAGUUUGGGAUCUUGGCUAUUUCAAGAUAUUUUUUCACCAGUGGUAGCUGAAGGUCUUUCACUCCGAGCCGUAAUACAAGUUUGUUUACAAUGGGGCUGGCCUAAAAUUAUUUUUGAAGGGGAUUGUCAAACAAUUAUAAAGUUGUGCUCAUCAGAAGAAGCUUUGGCUACGAUUGUUCACGAUAUCAAGGUUCUUCUUCAGCAUGGAGAAGAUUUCUCGUUGAAUUGGGUUCUACGACACUGUAAUAGGGUGGCUCAUGAAAUAUGUAGAUGGUCUUUUCUUUCUAAUUUUUUUGAGCCUGUAUGGUCCUUGGUUCCUGCUUCUGUUGGAGAAGCUUUGCUGGGGGAUUUGUGUUGA